AUGGUGAACCAAACCGAUAUCGUGCGAACCGUGAUUGAACCAAUUUCAACGGGUAAAUCCAUAAGGUAUACGAGACACCCAAACCGUCCUUUCAUCGAUGAUCUUCCUCGCUCCACACCAAAUAUCUCCCAAAGAAUGGCUACGGCUACGUAUCCGCCGCUUCCUCCAUAUUACAGGCUCUACAAGGGUUACUCUGAAAACCCUAAUUCUGCUCCUGAACCUCCUCCUCCAAUUGAAGGAACCUACGUUUGUUUCGGAGGCAAUUAUACUGUGAGAUUCCUACUUUACAUUUUCCCUUAUCACUCCUUGCAAUUUGUCAUCUUUGUGACUUAUAAUGUUCUUCCGAGCCUAGAAGAGCAAGGAGUACCUCAACUUUAUCCCAAAGAUUCAAAUGUGUUACAUAUAUUGGAGCUUGCUGAUGUUCUUGUUGAGACGCCUUUUCAAUAUGCAAAGAGAAUUGGUGAAAUAUCUUCAAUCUUCAAGAACUUACAUCACCUUCUCAAUUCCUUGAGGCCUCACCAUGCGAGAGCAACGCUUAUUCAUAUUAUGGAACUCCAAAUUCUGCAGCGGAAACAAGCCAUGGAGGACAUUAAGAGUCGGCAUGAGUUUAUUUCCAACUUUCAUUUUCACCGUAUCGCAUAA
Thlaspi arvense is the source of this 642-nucleotide messenger RNA. NCBI's taxonomy places the organism in Eukaryota, Viridiplantae, Streptophyta, Magnoliopsida, Brassicales, Brassicaceae. The record is from the annotation of a GenBank genome assembly.